AUGGAACACUUGGUGCAUGAGGUGAAGAAGGGGAGGCCGGGCCCUGAUUCGCAAUGGCUUGUGACCGGCUAUGCUCACAUUGCAUUGAUGGGGCCCAAGCCUGCCGUCAUGCCAAAUCGGGCAGCGGGGCCUGUGAUGGUGACCCGCACCAGCAAGAUUGCCUGGGCGUUAUGUGCUGGACGGCAUUCGGAUGUGAUGGCUCACAGAGGUAUUUUUAGGGUGAUUUAG
This is a messenger RNA of Sporothrix schenckii 1099-18, 228 nucleotides long. RefSeq lists its product as uncharacterized. The record is from RefSeq and is a predicted model, not a curated record. Lineage: Eukaryota; Fungi; Ascomycota; Sordariomycetes; Ophiostomatales; Ophiostomataceae. The transcript has a single exon. The coding region runs from base 1 to 228 and encodes 75 amino acids.